Molecule: messenger RNA, 3296 nt
Organism: Lymnaea stagnalis (great pond snail)
Lineage: Eukaryota; Metazoa; Mollusca; Gastropoda; Lymnaeidae
Source: the annotation of a GenBank genome assembly
AGAUGAAGAGACUGCCUAUGUCCGUUACAUCUACCAGAAAGGACAAAUGCAGUGGCCUUAUAAAAUUGGGAGAGAAACUGAAAUAGGAUAUGUUAAAACUCCAUCUACUGUCUUUACGGUCACUGUAACAGACAAAUCAUUUGAUUUAAAGGAAGGUAUAAUGGAAAAUACCUUUAGUCUGUUAAGAAAAAUGUAACAUUUUAAAAUUGUUUUCUCAGAUUUUUCAAGACAUUAUUUUCCAUAUGAAGCUUCUCAAAGAUUUGCAACAUAAAUUCUGUUAUACUUUGCUGCACUUUUAUACAUUUUUCAAAGCAUACCUUUUAUUAAUCAUUAGUCUUAAUGAGAUCAUUUUUUGCAUGCCUAUAUGAAAAUUAAUCUUUAUUAUUUUAACUAUUGUUAUAUAAUGAGUAUUAUAUUUUUAAAAAUUUGUUUUAGUCCAUUUGUUUUAAAGGCUUACUAAAUCUGAACAGUUAAUUUUCUAAUUUCUUCACUUAGCAAAGUACUUGGAAUCCUUUAUCUCUGAGGUUUCACGAAACACAACUUCAAUUCAGAAGUGCCAAAAACAUGUUUGCAAGAACUCUCGUUUCAUCAACAACUUUGCGUACAGGUCAGAGAUUCAACAACUCUAUAAUUGCCCCUGCACAGUGGGUCAGUUGGGGUUACAGUGGAUGUUUUCUGAAAACCGAGGACAAGACAUUUACUGCUAUGCUAUCAGUGCCGUGGCAAAGAGGAGACUACUUGGAUCGAACCCAAGGAAUAAGGUUUCAACAAUUAUUUAAGUUAUCAUUGUUGUGUUAAAUGUGUGUACUUCUUGCUCAUUCAGGGAUAAAGGUGCAUUUAAAAAAAAACUGUUAUUGAAAUGAAGAAGUAAUUUGCUCAUUUUGAUUAAUAAAGAAUUUAUUAAUUUUUUGUUGUUUUCCCUCAGCUUUGUUGUUACAAGUGGAAGAAGCCACCAGGUGGCAGCACUUGGGAAACAUGGGCUGAUUCUAUAGCUUUAUCUUCAUUCAUACACAACACAGCUGAUGCCGGGCACGUGUUGGUUGGAGAUCAAAACUGGUUCAGAGGUGUUCAAGAAAACCUUGAUGCCCAUCAGUGGUGCUGCAAGGAUGCAAAAGACUCUAAGAUGUGUGGCCGUUUCAACUCCAUCUACCCAGAUAUGGAUUGCUCUUAUACUGUCACAUUUGCUCCAGGUCAGGAUAGUUUAAAGUUUUUAUUUGGCACUUCUUGGAUAUCCUGGAUAAUAUAGUAGGGACUGUGUACACGUCGUGUAGAUGAAAUAUUCAGAACAAGAUGUGCCGAAGCUUGAAUAAACAAAACAAGAAAACAACAUGGACGUUUUGGCUGGAUGUUUCCACUGCUAAUGACAGGACAACAUAUCUUGGUCUGAAUAUUUUGUUGAAAUUCUAAAUUAAAAAUGAACUACUUGAAUUCCCCAUUUGUGAAUAAGAUUUUAUUUAUUUGAAUGUUCCUCAUUUUUAGUAAACAUUUGAUUAUUCUUACUCUACCACUAUGGUAACCACCAGUUAAGUCAUAUAUAUUCUUGAACUUCUUAUGUUAACACUUUCUUCUAAAUUGUGAAACACAUUAACUAAUUUACAAAAUUGCAUCUGAUUGGGAUUUAUUUUUGGGGUUUUAAAGCACGUUAGCCUGAUUUUAAAAAAUAUAAAAUAAUUAUUUAUAUUUAAUAUUAUUGUAUUGGCAUCAUUUUGAUGGCUAUUUUGUUGUUAUCAAACUUAAAUAAAUAAGUUUUUAAUUAAAUUUUUUUUUUAAAGUUUGAAAAACAAGUAAAAUGUGUGAUUAAUUUCAGCUAAUCUGCUUGGUGACCCACAUGUCAUUACAUUUGACAAUUUAACUUACACCAUGAAUGGACUGGGAGAAUGGACUCUUAUGGAUAUCCUGUCAAUCAACUUUAUGCUUCAGGUUAGAUUUAAGGACAUCUUGAAACAUAAUAGUAAUAAAUAUUGUCUUGAGGUGCUCUCUAUUUGUUUCCAGAGUUACCAAUGAUUUUCAUUUACAAAUGAGGAUUACCAUAUUUGCUGGUGAAUAGGACUCAAGGGAAUAUAAUUUUGCUUACUGGUGCACCCCACAUUUUAGACUUAUUUUAAGGGGAAAUUUGUGUCCAAUAGGCUGCCAAAUGUGUGUUUUUUUAUAAUGGUUAUUUUAUUUAGAAUAAUAAUAUUGCAAUUUCUUUUAAAACAACUGACACAUGGUCAAUUAUUUACUUUUGAAUAAUGUUAACAAUGUACAAAGAACUGAGUAUUUGCAUAUUUUAUGACCAAGAUUACAUUUUUUGCAGGCUAGAACAAGUCAAGUAAAAUCAAGUAAUGGUGUCUUGACCAAUGCAACUGUUUUCACAGCAUUUGCUGCUAGAGAAGGGGAUUAUGCCAGAUUUCAAGUGGAACUCUCAUUUGAUAAGAAAAGUGUGUGACUUUUACGAUGCUUUAAUUUUUAAAAAUUAAGAUGCCAACUCUUUCAUCAAUUAGGCUUGCCCACUGUUAUCUUUUAGCAUAAUAUUUAUUAAUAUCAUUUUAGAAAUGUAUUCCUAUUCAAGAAGUAGUUAUCAAUUUAAAAGCAGAUUUUAUUGCUCAAUUUCUUUAUAAUACAAUUGUUUGUUUAAAAAAAAAAUCAUAUUUGAAUGAAUUAGGAUUUUUCUAUACAUUAUAAAAUAUACAUAACUAUAUACAACAUUUUUCAAUUCAUUUGUAUUUAACUGCUGACUUAUUAAAACCUAGAAAACGGAAGUUUAAAUAUGUAAAUCUCUUGAAAAAAAUGAAAACAACAAGCAUUUUCUCUUCAAUAGCAAUGGUCAUAUUGGUGGAUGGAUUUAACUAUACCACAGACUUUUACAGAAAUGCGACCUUCCGUCUGGCGAAAGAAUAUAUUGACAUCUCCCGUGACAAUCGCUUUAAUAAAACCAAAGUGGCAGCCCUGUUUCCCAGUAGUAAGAUUGUAGCUUUAUUCGAUAUUAUUAAAAAUGUAUCCUCUUCCUACUGUUUUAAUCUCAAGGAUGCGUUAAUUCUUAAUUGGCAUGUUGUAACUGUAGAAUUUUUUUUAAUGUUAAAAUUUAUAUUAAUUUAUUUUAACAAGAAAUGCUAGAUAAAACCAGUAUAGACUUUUCUUUAAGACAAUUUGUUGAAUAAAUACUGAAAUAAUUUGGAAGUCAAGUUUUAUUCCCUCCAUCAUUGAAAGAUAACAUAAAAUUAUCACCCCUAUUUUUUAAAAGCUGCAAUUGAAAAUUUACAUAUAGGUUACAUCCUAUCUAUUUCUAGAUGUAAUCGUUCAAGUAAAUGUAGGAG